Parnassius apollo (apollo) is the source of this 3963-nucleotide messenger RNA. Lineage: Eukaryota; Metazoa; Arthropoda; Insecta; Lepidoptera; Papilionidae. The record is from the annotation of a GenBank genome assembly.
AUGCCAACGAAUAAAUAUUAUAAAAAGCCUUACUGUAUACAAAAUCUGCUUUUUGUUCAAAACACCAUAAUCUAUGGUCUUUCUCCUCCAUUCUCCUCUCGUACGAGGGGGUGUAAAGUGCAGUUCCAGUUUAUAAAUUAUUUUCACCAGCGGUUAUUGAACGCCUCAUACCCUCUACUUUGCUGGGUGGAUGAUGAGACCACUGUACAUCAACUUAAGGAGAAAGUGAGAGAGCGGAUGGGUAUAGACAUAGAGUUACAACGCUUAAUAUUUUGCGGACGAGUACUCCAAGAUGAGAAGAAGUUGGCUGAAUAUGACGUCAAGGGGAAGGUGGUUCAUUUGGUGCAACGCCCCCCACCGGGCCUAGUAGAGUCCAGGCGAAACGCGACUUCGUCUACUACUACCGCUACCACCGGCAACGAACAUUCUAACGGAACCCAACAGCAAAUCAGAAGACUAAUGGCACUCACCCCCCCAUCUCGAAUAUUGGGCGAUGAGCAGCAGUCUAUGAAUCUGUCACCGACUACUAGCCGCCUGGAGUUCAUCCGACGUCUGAUCGCGGACAUCAGGACAUCAAUCGCCCAACUCCGCGCUCACAUCGAGGAAGUGGAGAAUUUUGGCGCGCCAUCUAGCGGACACGCGCAAUCUGAAUCAGUGGACCAUGAGAACGCCAAUGGCGCGCAUCAGGAAGAGGACGAUCCACAGUUGGAUGAAAAUGGUGAUGAAAUUCCCGAGGGGCUUGAACAAAGAUCACAACACGCUCGACGCAGGGCAAUGAGAGCACUCCGGGCCCGCCAAUCGCGCCCCCGCGAUCUUGGCGUCUUGAUCGAGGAGUUGGAACUGUUACACAUGCAGUUCACUCCGCACAGAGUUACAUUCAUCAACAUGCUGCAUGCAGUCAAUCGAGCCGAUCCUCCAGAUUACACGGAUGAGGAGCGCCAAAACCAUCAGCGGACGAUUGAUAUGACUUCAGAUAUUAUGCACAGCUUUGCUCAUGCAUAUCACGCUAUAAGCGACAUUACCUUCCACAUUGGCGAGCGUAACCCGCGUCUCACCUCUGAAACGGUUGUGCGACAUCCUAUACCAGUGCAGGCGCACAUCAACGUAAUGCAGACGAACCGUCGCCCACAACAACAGUCACAAUCGCAGCCUCAAGGGAAUAACUCAUCCGCAACCGCGACCUCAACAACAUAUCCCGCUUCCACUCCCGCUUCCGCUACCACCUCCGCUACUGCUACUGCGAACGGUAACGGCUCCACCGAGCCGGCCCAUGAGAGUAACACCCAAAACGGCCAAACGGCGCAAAGCAGAGCUCGAGCCGGUAGGAACACAACGCAGUCGACUGUCAAUAUAAACAUACAGCCAAACCCUGUAACGUACCAGGUGGAGAUAGAGACCAGGGUGCCAAUACCGGUCAACAAGGCCAACAGGGUCAACAAGGCCAACAGGGUCAACAAGGAGGGUCAACAAGGCCAACAGGGUCAACAAGGCCAACAGGGUCAACAAGGCCAACAGGGUCAACAAGGCCAACAGGGUCAACAAGGCCAACAGGCUCAACAAGGCCAACAGGCUCAACAAGGCCAACAGGGUCAACAAGGCCAACAGGGUCAACAAGGUCAGCGGGGGCAACAAGCCCAACGGUGUCAACAUUGUCAACAUGUCCAACAAGGCCAACAGGGCCAACCGAGACAACAGGGCCAACCGGCCCAACAGGGCCAAGAAGAUCAGAACCAGGCCAAUCGACGCCAAGUGCUGUUCGACUUCGAAAAUAUAUUCCGUGGGCUGGGCCAAGCCGGCGGUCUUGGUGGCGUGGAAGUUGUUAUGAGUAUGGAGGAAAUCCCCCAGACUGGGGCGCUUGGCAACCUUGCCAACUUGGCCACCACGGCGGCACUCAACAACCAGGGCUUACACCAGGGUGAAGGUGGAGGUAAUGCCGUGCCUGUGCUUGGAGCUGAGAUUUAUGUCGCUCAAAUGCCAUGGGGUGGCCCACCGAGCGCCGAUCUGCUUCAAAACAUAGUCUCUUCAGUGAUUCGUCAAGGUCUUGUACCCGGAGUGGAGGGUGUUGCCGUACAGGCCCAGAUGCCUUCGUCGGCUACAUCGGCUACAUCGGCCCAGGGCACUCAGACCGCUACGGGCACCACAAGCCGGAGUCAAGGCCAAUCACAGGCCAAUACAACCGAAACACCUGUGGGCCGAGAGCAACAGCAGAACAAUACCAACGCCACCAGGCCACCGAAUCUGCAUGUGCGCCGCGCCACAACAACUCGUAGCCAAUCUGUCACGCUCGGCAACAUGGUGUACGAUCGGUUCCUGCCUUGCGACAAUGUGCACGGAAGGCGACGCGUACAGAGACGCAGGGAGCAACAGCAACAGCAAGCUGCGGCCAUUAUGCGCCUGCGGGCCGGACGUGUGGCCGCCCAGAAUAUCGACAUCAUCAGGGAACGUGGCUCCAGCCUUACACGUGAGGACAUAAUCAUGAUGGAGCGCUUGCUGCAUUACCCGCCGUCGAAUGUCUCCUGGCUAAACGCGUUCCUAGUCGCUGUUGCUCGCAACAUCUAUUCGCCGGAACUCAUGCAGGCCGUGUCGGGGGAAUUGCCACUGGUACCAAAUGAGUUCCCCACUAUUCGUAUUUUGCUCCGUUCCUAUAUCCAACAUCUCCUCGACAUGUCGGAAGCUGAGGACGGGGAUAACGCCUUCCAGGUGGCAGCUGAUUUUCUGGUCGCCAGCUACGCCGAUUUCAUCUAUGAAAUGCCGACAUUGGUGCCACUGCGCUCUGACAUCUAUCUAUACGCGUCGAUCAGAUCUCUCAUGAGGUCCAGGAUGCCCUCAGUGAUUGCCUCUUUGAUGACUGAUCUCCGAGGAGAAACUUUUCCAGCUCGGUUCUACUCGAUUUUCUCGAGGCUCUUCACUGAUAUGUUAACUCUUGUCUUCUACUGUUGCGAGGAUGGAGACCAAGGGCUUCGCACGCUUUACACUUCUUUCAUGGCUGAAGUAAUUACAGUGGAAGACAUACAAAUCAAUCAAUACCUUAUAACAUUAUGCUUGGAUAUUUACCGGCGUGUACGACCGAAUUUGGCUUCUAACAUAGAGAACAUACAGAUAUAUAUUAUUCAUCGCAUACCAGACAGAGCGUCACAAGCGCAGCAGACCAUAAGCAAUGACACAUUCUCGCUGGAAGAAUCACUGACACCGGAAGCUAUGCAGACCACGCCCCCUGGCUCACCAUCAGUGGUGCAACCAUGUCCGGGACCAGGAGGAAACAUCACGGAGACCGCUACCGUUGAGACCAUGACUGAUCCUGUCGUGAUUUUAUCAAGCCCGGCCACAUCGACCAUCAGCCAACCAACCUCCCCAAGCCCGUCAGUCCCUCCAUACCAGUCAACCCCUUCAAGCCAGCCAACUCCCCCGAGCCAAACAACCCCGCUGUUGUCCCCUGUGAUGCAGAACUCUACACAGAGUAGUGAUGCACAGAACCCGCAGCCUUCCAGGACUUCAAGAGCCGCAAAAUCGGAUUCAUCAUCGCGUAGCACCCCCGAGUCGCCAGCAAUUACUCGAGUGGUCCCACCGAUGCUGAUCGUCCAGAACUGGGAUGAUGAGUGGGUGCCGGUGUUCUCGCGUGACCAACUCCUUCAGCGCAGCGAACAGCCUCCGUACAGCGACGCGUACCUCUCCGGCAUGCCCUCACGCAAACGCAGACGUGUUCGUCAAUCGAGACCGUCGACAACCCUGGACGGAUUCAUUAAUGAGAGCUUCACCGAGGCGUCGGAGCAGCGCCAGAGGGUGGAGGAGGGGACGGUACGCGCCGCCUUCCGCGAACAUGUUCGAGGACUGACGCGCGGCCGCGCCGCCGACUCCGAGGACUACGAGCCCGCACGGUACGCGGCCGCUGCACGCUUCCUCGAGUCACCAAGCAGUUUAGAACCAGAACAAGAUGAGAGCAGCGAGAACAAAGACGCUGUGUGA